Guyanagaster necrorhizus is the source of this 1848-nucleotide messenger RNA. RefSeq lists its product as uncharacterized. NCBI's taxonomy places the organism in Eukaryota, Fungi, Basidiomycota, Agaricomycetes, Agaricales, Physalacriaceae. The coding region runs from base 170 to 1507 and encodes 445 amino acids. The transcript has 4 exons. The record is from RefSeq and is a predicted model, not a curated record. Gene Ontology annotation, biological process: proteolysis. Gene Ontology annotation, molecular function: serine-type endopeptidase activity.
CUCCAUCAUCUGUUCCUCCUUCUAUGCACUGUCCUUGGCUGCGACAGUAUACGCAUCACCGCUCUCUACUUUUUCCCAGCAUCCUCCUUCCUCUCGCUCCCCGCUAAGUCUUGCCCCACUCAUUGACGAGUUUCAUGUCCACGGAUCUAUCAAUGACUCGUACAUUGUCAUGCUCAAGGAUAACACCGACUCGUCGAUGAUGGAGAGUCACCUCAACUUCCUCCAGAUGACCCACGAAUCAGACCCUCUCGUUUCCCAGUUCUCUGGCAUUCAACAAGUGUACGACGGCCAUAUCAAGGGAUACGCAGGGAAAUUCUCGCAGAAUGUCAUUGAACAACUGCGGACGGCACCUGAAGUUGAAUUCAUCGAGAAGGACCAGAUAGUAAGGACGAUGGAGAUCGAAACAGUCGAUGUCUCCGCUGUUCAGAGGGGCGCACCUUGGGGUCUCGCUCGUAUCAGUCACCGCCCGAAGCUCACUUUCGGUACCUUCACGAGAUACGAAUAUGAUGCUGAUGGCGGUGAUGGCGUCGACGUCUACAUCAUCGACACUGGUAUCAACAUUAAUCACAUUGAACUCAAAGGCCGUGCUACGUGGGGUAAGACUGUCCCCACGAAUGAUGUCGACGAGGAUGGUAACGGUCAUGGUUCUCACUGCGCGGGUACCGUUGCUGGAACUACGUAUGGCGUUGCCAAGAAAGCCAACGUCAUCGCCGUCAAGGUCUUGGGUUCGAAUGGUAGUGGGUCCAUGGCUGAUGUUGUCGGUGGUGUUUCAUGGGCAGCCACUGAAGCUAAGAAGAAGGCCGAUGCCGCCAAAGCUGAAUAUCAGGCAACUGGCAAGACCGCUCACAAGGGUUCAGUCGCUAAUAUGAGUCUUGGCGGAGGAAAGUCGCCUGCUUUGGAUGCUGCGGUCAACAAGGCUGUCGAUGCUGGUCUUCACUUUGCUGUGGCUGCCGGAAACGACAACAAGGAUGCUUGCAGCUAUUCACCCGCAUCUGCCGAGAAGGCAGUCACCGUCGGUGCUUCGACUCUCUCCGACGACAGGGCAUACUUCUCCAACCACGGAGAGUGUGUCGACGUCUUCGCUCCUGGUCUCAACAUCAAGUCAAUAUAUAAAGGCUCUGAAUACGCCGUUGCUACCCUUUCCGGCACUUCCAUGGCUUCUCCCCAUGUUGCUGGCCUUCUGGCUUACCUCCUUUCAAUCUACCCCCACAAGACCUUUGACCCUGAACUCCAAUCAGACUUUGUUCUCCUUGACCUCCAAUCUCAGAGCCACUUCUCCUCGUCCGUCUACAGCAUCGCGCGCUCUGCCCUCCCUCGAUGGAUUUCCGCGUUCCUUCCUUCACCCCGGUUCGUUGAAACUAUGACUGCACCCAUACCGAGCUAUCCCGGCACCCUGUCGCCCCUACAGCUGAAGACCGCCCUCCUUGACCUUGCUACGGGGGAUAUGCUCGAAGAUUUGCCGGUGGGAACUCCCAACUUGUUGGUGUUCAACAAUGCGACUGCGUGACACAUUCCUUAUCAUGUCUGAGUGGAGGUGGUGCGGUGGUAUCAUAUAUUUGCUAUCUACCUACUCCUACAAUAGAUACAUAUUGUAUAUACACGACCAUGAUCUCGUCUACUCUCUGUAAUCUAGCUAGUUUUCGGCCAAUUCCUUUUCUAUAGAGGACUUAAGAAAUAGUAGACAUGUUUCGGGGAUAGCUUGUAUCUUGCACUGCUUUUCCUACACUGGACAUGUGGUCGAGUUUUCGACAUGGGGACAGUAAUAACUACAAUUUAACAGUUCAUACCAUGCCAUAUGAUUAUGACUGUACAAAAUCAUAGAAGAAUAACAUUCACACUCGCUCCUGG